CAGCAGGGAUAUUUGCAGCAUAGUUGCUCAGUUUUGCGGGCGGUGGUUUUUCUUCUACUGAACAAAAUUAAAUCAUGAAGAAGGAAAACAAAGAAACAUUACAUGUAUAGGAAUAUCAUCAUUUUUUCCAUCAGGUUAAGGAGGAACUAUUAAGAAGAUGAAGCGUUUCUUGAUCACUGCUUUGAUCACUAUCUUCAUUCUGGCUUUGUUCAGCCACUCUGGAAGUGCCCUAACAUGUUUCCGGUGUGAACGGAGUCCAUGUACGAACAACGUGACGUGUCCAGCAACAGAUAAUCGCUGUAUGGUGGCUUACCUAGGUAACAGAAAUACGUCUAACUGCUGGCAAGAUGCCAAUUGCAAUUUGGACUACAUUGGGAAAACUUUCAGUAGUACAAGCUUUUCAUUCAGAUGUUGCUCAAGAGACUUGUGUAACGGCAGCCCAGUUACAACCGGCAGCAAGAUAGUCCUUGGCAUAGCUUCUUUGCUUACAAUAAUCCAGGUGCUUUGUUUCUAAUCUGGAGCAGAAAAGGCGUGCUAUUUGUUUAAAAUUUACUUAAUACCUAUAGACAAAUAGCCUUUGCAGAAAGCACCAAGCUUGGACAGGAGAGAAUGAGUAAGUCAUGGAAAACCAAUGUGUAGUAGUAUGAAACGUGUUUACUAUGCUUCAGUUGCUGCAUUGCUUGUGUCUUUCCUUGCAAUACAGCAUUCUACUUGCAAGUUUAUAUCAAAUCUGUGUGGGUAACCUUUACGCAGUUGGGUAAUGGAAGCUUCUGAUAAUGAAAUAGCUCUAGUUCUUGGGGAAAGUUUCUAAAUCACUUGAAAUUACCAACUUUUUUUUCAUCUUGACCUGUUUGCAAAAUUGUAUUAUCGUAAUAAAGUGGCUACUGUAAUGUA
Molecule: messenger RNA, 894 nt
Organism: Elgaria multicarinata webbii
Lineage: Eukaryota; Metazoa; Chordata; Lepidosauria; Squamata; Anguidae
Product: CD59A glycoprotein-like
Exons: 5
Coding region: 158-514 (118 amino acids)
Source: RefSeq, a predicted model, not a curated record